UCGCCGCGGGACCGGCAGUCACGCCGCGUCGGAGCCGGGUCUCGCCGCGCGUUGCCCGCGAGUUCGCGUCGCUCAAGUGCGCGGAAUCGAUUUCGCGAAUUCGUCGGUCGAGCGCCGGAAGCCGAUUAUUUGGUUCCCCGGGCCGCUUUCCCCGAUUUUAAUCAAUUCCUCACCGGAAUCGGAGGGUUUCCCUCACCUCUCCCCUUGCCCCCUUCCGCGGCCCUGCGGUCGAUUCAACUUGCUGCGGGGAGUGUGGGUUGUCACGUGAGACACGGUGAAGUUCGUUAGUUCGGAGAGUUCGAAAUUUGUGAAGAAUAAACCGCGGUUGAUUGAUGUUCGGUCGGAGGAAAAAUCGGUAGUGAAACUAAUAAAAUUGAUGUAAAUAUUUCAAAAAAUUCUCCCACUUACAAACGGAGCAGAUUGGUGAUGAGUCGUUUAGUGCCCUAGAAAAUCUCCCAAUCAAGACCUUUUUGUGUGACGUCAUAAGAAUCAACGUUGAUCACUCAACGAUGGAUUGAUCAAACGCGUGGACACUUCAAUUAAUUUACAAGAAGAAUUGAGCUCUGUGCCUGGAACUUAUUUUGUGAAAUUGGCACGCAUGUCGUCAGUGCGAAAGAAAGAAUUGAGCAGCGCUGAUAGAUACAAGAACGAAUACUCACGCCUUAGGAAGUUAACGUCUCGCUACGAUGUUCGCACAGUCUCGAGUGAAUACGGAUUGGCAGAGGAUCAAGUCGCCGAAUUCAAAGAAGCUUUCAUGCUCUUCGACAAGGACGAGGACGGGAAAAUUACGAUAGCAGAGCUUGGCGUUGUGAUGCGGUCGCUAGGCCAGAGACCGACCGAGACGGAAUUACGUGACAUGGUUAAUGAGGUGGAUCAAGAUGGAAACGGAACGAUAGAGUUUAACGAAUUCCUGCAGAUGAUGUCAAAAAAAUUGAAAGGAGCAGAUUGCGAAGACGAGCUCCGCGAGGCAUUCAGGGUGUUUGAUAAGAACAACGAUGGACUAAUAUCAAACAAGGAGCUACGUCAUGUGAUGACAAACCUCGGCGAAAAACUGUCCGAUGAAGAGGUCGAUGACAUGAUCAAAGAGGCUGAUUUAGACGGUGACGGAAUGGUCAAUUACAAUGGCAAAAUUCGUCACGAUUUUGACGUCGAAAAAAUAGGCGAGAGCCUUCCAUAUGGACGCGUGUCCUUCAAGAGUAAGCCAAUAUUUGGUACAAACUGUAUCACAAUAAUUUUUGUUAUAUCUGUUUUUGUCAAGUACAAAUCUAUUGUUAAUGUUCUUGUUAGAGGGCCUCUGCCAUUUGAUGUUAUAAAUUGAUCAUUACGAUAUAGGAACGAAAGAGUUUGCGGUUUUUGGUGAUUUUCCUAGAAGAUAGAGCGGAACGUUUUGAGAAUUGAUGAGGCCUGAUUCUGAAAUGAAGAUUAAACAGAGAUUUCCGGCGAAACUAGUAUACUCAUCUUCUAAAGAAGGCACCUUUAAUUGUGCGCCUGGUGUCUCAGUCCAACAAGGUCUACGUUUCAAAUCACUUAAACAAAUCGUUCUGAUACAUAUCAUGCAAAAUUUGACUCGGCAUCUGGAUUUCUGCUUGAAAAAAAUGCAUAGCGAGUAAGAUCUUCAAGGUCAAAUGAAUCAAUAAGUAAACAACAUAUGUAGAUAUCAUUUUGACAUAUGUUCCUUUUAGCUCCGAAAACUCAUGCCACAAGGUUGUCGUCUAAGUCUCCUGAGAAGUUCGCACCCUCAGGUGUCAUUCGAAUGAGAACUUUGUUUUCAUCUUAAGUAUGAGGCUGAGCUGAAUAUAUUUGGGAUUUGCCGAGUGUAAGAAAACGUAUAACUCACCAUUCAGAAACGAGUUUCUAAUGUACGAGUUCUAGUUUGCUCAGGUUUUUUUCUUGAUAGAUUAAACCUCUACAGAUUUUUGAAGAUUUUAGGGCAUUCAGCGUUGGUAUCAACUUCAAAGACGUUUAGUUUUGUGAAAAAUUAUAAGCUCCUCUCGAUACUAUUUCAACUAAAAUCUUCUGAACUGAGAGCAUUGAGCACCCUUGCCUAUAUUCAUUCGACUCAUCGUAUUAUACAACUUUUUUCUUUCUUUUUUGUAUACAUCAUCGUAUCUCAUGCCAUAAUCAUUAAUUGCCUCUUUUUAUAUGAUAUUCGGAAAACCCACUGUAUUGUGAUUGUAAAUUAUGGUAGAACUGCGAACUAAGAUUAUUUUUAUGACAUUUUUUACGAGCGAGAGUUUUCUAAGUAAUAUCAUGAUAUUUUUUAUACUAAGGCAAUAUGCUGUGUAAUGAGUAGGUAGGUACUUACACAAGAUAAAAACUACUCAAUCAUGAGUGAAGAGAUUAGUAUUGUUUUCUCGAGUCGAUGCUUAAUUUUUAAAACUUUACAAUUUUAGCUUCACACUGCUUCUCCGACAAAAAGCGAGGGUCAACAAAGUAUCAGCCUUGCGAAAAAUACUGAACAACCUCAUCUGAGUUCUUUGAUGUUACAUUGUUUUUUUAUCGUUAAGACUCAGCCCAGCAACGGGCGACUUGUACAUAUGCUUCUGCCAUAAAAUUAAGAUAUGCCUACA
Molecule: messenger RNA, 2570 nt
Organism: Bemisia tabaci
Lineage: Eukaryota; Metazoa; Arthropoda; Insecta; Hemiptera; Aleyrodidae
Product: neo-calmodulin
Cellular component (GO): myosin II complex
Molecular function (GO): calcium ion binding
Source: RefSeq, a predicted model, not a curated record